This is a messenger RNA of Hevea brasiliensis (rubber tree), 1516 nucleotides long. RefSeq names its product E3 ubiquitin-protein ligase RMA1H1. Gene Ontology annotation, biological process: ubiquitin-dependent protein catabolic process. Gene Ontology annotation, cellular component: endoplasmic reticulum. Gene Ontology annotation, molecular function: metal ion binding; ubiquitin protein ligase activity; ubiquitin-like protein conjugating enzyme binding. Lineage: Eukaryota; Viridiplantae; Streptophyta; Magnoliopsida; Malpighiales; Euphorbiaceae. The record is from RefSeq and is a predicted model, not a curated record. The transcript has 2 exons. The coding region runs from base 665 to 1384 and encodes 239 amino acids.
UUUUUUUUUUUUUUUUCUCUAAUAGAGAUCUAGAAUAUGUUGUGCUUAUAUAGGAGGAUGGAAUUUUAGAAUACUUCAAAGAUUCACUGUUUAAAGCACACUAUUUAAGAAAUGGACUAAGAGAAAUCUUACCAGAAAGUCAAUGCAUUGUAAUUAUGUUGUAUUAGCAACAGAAUUAAGCCAUAUAUCAUUGGGCCCUAUCAGAAUAAAUUAAAUUUGCAAUUUUAGAAGGAAAACUCUAAAAAUAAAUGAAAACCUAAUUGAGAGACCUCAUGUGUCUCAGGUCAUUAAUGCUUUAUUUGUUGCUAGUAUAUCAUCCUUGUCUGAUUAGAUAACUAAAGUUGUUGAUCUCUGUGUUCUUACUUUAUUUAUCUAUUAGGUGGAUGGGUUGCUUUAGCUUUGGGCCCUUUUGUUGAAUAUUGAAUCAUGAGGCGGGACCUUUUGUUUGGACUUUGGAGUAUUUAUUUCUUUGAUUUGAAGCAACAUAAUUGCUCAGAACUAUACAAAUUUAUUUGCUCUAUUAAGGGUUUCUAUGCAACUGAUAUAUUUACUUGUUCUUUAAUUUGUUCUUGUUGCUUUUCCUUACAAGCUGUGAGUUCCAUGUCUUCCAUGUUGGCAAGAUUCAAAGUAGUCUGUGCCUAAAACAAUCUUCAAAAGCAGAUCUAUGGACUUAGAGCAAUAUUUUUCCCAGGAAUGGAAAUCAGUUGCUAGUGCAGCAACCGGCUCAGAUGGUGGUUGCUUUGAUUGCAAUAUCUGCUUUGACUUUGCACAGGAGCCAGUAGUCACCCUUUGUGGCCAUCUGUACUGCUGGCCUUGUAUCUACAAAUGGCUCCAUGUCCAGAGUGCCUCUAUUGCUUCUGAUGAGCACCCACAAUGUCCAGUCUGCAAGGCAGAUAUAUCUCACGCUUCUAUGGUCCCCCUUUAUGGCCGUGGCCAACCACCAGCUGAAGCUGAGGUUGAGGGGAAAGCACCCUAUCGGGGCAUGGUCAUACCUCCUAGGCCAUCAGCUUGUGGUGCUCAAGCUUUGGUGUCCAGUACACCUCAAACUGGUCAGCAGCUUCCUUACCGAAAUCCUUAUCAAAAUCAUAACUACACUCCUGAUUCAUACAGCAGUUUUGAAGAGGCUUCUUCAUCACCUCUACUUAAUCUUGGAGGCACUACAGUGACUGGUUUUCACCAGCCAUUUGUUGGGAUGUUUGGUGAGAUGGUUUAUGCAAGGGUUUUUGGAAACUCAGAGAGCUUGUACACAUAUCCAAAUUCAUAUCACUUAGUGGGAAGUAGUAGCCCCAGGUUGAGAAGACAGGAGAUGCAGGCUGACAAAUCAUUGAACAGAAUCUCAAUUUUCCUCUUCUGCUGCUUUCUUUUGUGUCUUAUAGUAUUCUGAUAAUGGAUUUAGGCCAUUAGCCAUUGUGUGGUCUGUAUACUUUGUAAAAAGCAACGGAUGUAAGGUUAUGAAACAUUAUUAUAAUGAGAAAUAAUAUAUAUAUGCGAGUAUAUUAGAAAUUUAAUAUCAAAA